GUGUGUCCCACUCCAUCAUAAAGCAGCACGGACACUGCUUGGUCCUCAUCCAGCUACCACUGAAACAUGGCCCCCAAGAAAGCUAAGAAGAGAGCAGAAGGAGCCAGCUCCAAUGUGUUCUCCAUGUUUGAACAGGCCCAGAUUCAGGAGUUCAAAGAAGCUUUUACUAUCAUGGACCAAAACAGAGAUGGUUUCAUUGACAAGAAUGACUUGAGAGACACUUUUGCAGCUUUAGGGCGUUUAAAUGUCAAGCAAGAAGAGAUUGAUGACAUGCUGAAGGAGGCUCCAGGACCAAUUAAUUUCACAGUCUUUCUCACCAUGUUUGGAGAGAAACUAAAAGGCGCUGAUCCGGAAGAGACCAUCUUGAAUGCUUUCAAAGUCUUUGAUCCUGAGGGAAAAGGAACGUUAAAGAAAGACUUUGUGACCGAGAUGUUGACAACCCAGGCAGACAGGUUCUCCCCUGAAGAGAUGGAGCAGAUGUUUACAGCUUUCCCACCAGAUGUAGCAGGAAACCUAGACUACAAGAACCUGGUCUACGUCAUCACACAUGGUGAAGAGAAAGACCAAGAAUAGAUUUGCUAUUCUUGAGACUGCCCUCUGGAAAUUUAAACCAAUGAGUCAUGUUUAUGCUGAGAUAUGUGCAUAAUCAUACAGCAGAAAUAUACACCUCAAAAUACCAAUUUCACAUCAAAGCUUCAUUUUUAUGACAUAAUUGUGUAUUACUGCAUAGCAAGUAUGAAUUUCAUUGUUCUAGUAUGUAUAGGUAUGUCUGCUGUUACAUCAUGUACAUGUAAUCUCUUAGUAUGAAGCAAGUGAAAUUAAAGCUGUAUGUGACCACA
Scatophagus argus is the source of this 839-nucleotide messenger RNA. RefSeq names its product myosin, light chain 2b, regulatory, cardiac, slow (gene myl2b). Gene Ontology annotation, molecular function: calcium ion binding. Gene Ontology annotation, biological process: cardiac muscle contraction; heart development; muscle cell fate specification. The coding region runs from base 67 to 573 and encodes 168 amino acids. The transcript has 7 exons. Gene Ontology annotation, cellular component: cytoplasm; myofibril. The record is from RefSeq and is a predicted model, not a curated record. NCBI's taxonomy places the organism in Eukaryota, Metazoa, Chordata, Actinopteri, Scatophagidae.